GCUCCGCGGCUGGGGAGAAGGUGAUAGGGGACAGGGGGGAAAAUGGCCUCUGCGUACCUGACGCACCAACAAAAGGUGCUGCGGCUUUACAAGAAAUCCCUGCGCCACCUCGAAUCCUGGUGCAUAUUUAGGGACAAGUAUCGGUUCUAUGCCUGCGUGCUGCGUGCUCGUUUUGAUGAAAACAAGGAUGAGAAGGACUUGGUGAAAGCCACCAUGAUGCUGAGGGCUGGAGAGGAAGAGUUCUGGACCAACCAACACCCCCAGCCCUACAUCUUCCCCGACUCUCCCGGAGGGACCUCCUAUGAAAGAUAUGAGUGCUACAAGGUUCCUGAAUGGGUCCUGGACCACUGGCACCCGUCAGAGAAGGCCAUGUACCCUGACUACUUUGCAAAGAGGGAGCAGUGGAAGAGGCUGAGAGAGCAGAGCUGGAACAGAGAGGUUGCCCAGCUGGAGGCUGAGACGCCACCUGGUGGACCCAAGACCGAGGCGCUUCCUCCUGCUCGCAAGGAGGGUGACCUACCCCCUCUGUGGUGGCAGUACGUCACCCGCCCCAGGGAGCGCCCCAUGUAAAAAACAACCCCCCCCUCUACCUCUCACGAUUCUACUGCCCCAUCAUAUAUACAUAUAUACACACAUAUAUACAUAUAUAUAUGUAUACAUAUAUAUAUAUGUAUAUAUAUGGUGGUACGGUGGCCUUUGGAGGAGGGUCCCUGUGGAAGCGAUCGUGACUACUGCACAACAGGAGCAUGAAGCUUUGUCAACAAUCUGUGUGAAUCAACCAAUCAGCAUUAGCCUGGCCAGAGUAAGUUGUGGGUGGUUGGUGUUUUGCUGGGAUUUGUCAGAACAAAAGACUUGGCUCAGGCACGGCAGCUUGACCCAGUUGACGGUGAUUCUUUUAUUGUCUAGUUAAGAUGGAUGUGUCUGAGAAGUACUGUUGGGUUUCCCACCCUCCCUGUACACCACCACCGGUUCUAAUAAAUACAUGUGCGAUGAAAA
Messenger RNA from Lampris incognitus (smalleye Pacific opah), 996 nucleotides. It is a transcript of the gene ndufb9, whose product is annotated as NADH:ubiquinone oxidoreductase subunit B9. Bases 43 to 570 code for a protein of 175 amino acids. Gene Ontology annotation, biological process: mitochondrial electron transport, NADH to ubiquinone. Lineage: Eukaryota; Metazoa; Chordata; Actinopteri; Lampriformes; Lampridae. The transcript is spliced from 4 exons. The record is from RefSeq and is a predicted model, not a curated record.